CCCAAGUGAACCCCUUGGUAAAGUGUCCUAAGAAACCAGCAUGGUGUGAGAAGCUGCUAGUUCUAUUGUUUCAUUCUAACCUGCAGUGCCUUCUCCUCCCACCUCAUCACAUUUCUUUCCAUUCAUUCAUAUUAUUUUCCCACUAUUUGAUCGUUAUUUGUCUGAAAUAACUGGUACAUCCCUAGGGGCUUAAGAAAAGCUAGGGAUGGCUGACAAGAAGCAACCUGGCCGGCAGAAUGAAGAAGAGGUCCCAUCUUUCUUCAAGAACCUUGGAUCUGGUAGCCCCAAACCCAGGCAGAAAUUUUGUGGUAUGUUCUGCCCAGUGGAAGGCUCAUCUGAGAAUAAAACCAUUAAUUUUGGCUCUCUGUCUGCUGGAAAAGGGAAUGGAAAAGUAAUUGCCCAACAAAAGGACCUGGCAGCUCACAGCAACCCAAGGGAAAUCAUGGCAGAGACACCUGGAGACCAGGAAAGAAAGGUGGAAAUCAAGUGCUCAUAUGGGAAAGAAGCCCUUCAAAACCUCAAUGACAAGAGUGACCGGCUUCUAAUUAAAGGUGGUAAAAUAGUCAACGAUGACCAAUCCUUUUAUGCUGACAUUUACAUGGAGGAUGGAUUAAUUAAGCAGAUUGGCGAGAACCUUAUUGUACCGGGAGGUGUGAAGACCAUCGAGGCUCAUGGCAGAAUGGUUAUCCCAGGUGGCAUUGAUGUCCAUACCCGCUUCCAAAAGCCCUGUAACGGCAUGAUCUCUGCUGAUGAUUUUCAUCAAGGAACCAAAGCAGCACUGGCUGGAGGAUCAACUAUGAUCAUUGACCAUGUUGUGCCAGAGCCUGGGACCAGCCUGCUAAGCGCCUUUGACCAGUGGCGGGAAUGGGCAGACAGCAAAUCAUGUUGUGACUACUCUUUGCACGUGGACAUAACUGAAUGGCACAAGGGUGUGCAAGAGGAGAUGGAGGCUUUGGUAAAGGAUCACGGUGUUAAUUCGUUCCUGGUAUACAUGGCCUAUAAGGAUGAAUAUCAGCUUACAGACUCCCAGAUAUAUGAGGUGUUCAGUGUUAUUCGUGACAUGGGGGCUAUUGCACAAGUCCACGCAGAAAAUGGUGAUGUCAUUGCAGAGGAGCAACAAAGGGUCCUUGAACAAGGAAUCGGUGGUCCGGAAGGACAUGUUUUGAGCCGACCAGAAGAAGUGGAAGCAGAAGCCGUUAAUCGCUCAAUCACCAUUGCUAACCAGACCAACUGUCCACUCUACGUUACCAAAGUAAUGAGCAAGAGUUCCGCUGAGGUCAUCGCCCAGACAAGGAAGAAAGGUGCUGUUGUCUAUGGUGAGCCAAUUACAGCCAGUUUAGGCACAGACGGAACCCAUUACUGGAGCAAAAACUGGGCGAAGGCAGCAGCCUUUGUUACAUCACCACCCUUGAACCCAGAUCCCACUACCCCAGAUUUUCUGAACUCUCUGCUGUCCUGCGGUGAUUUACAGGUUAGCGGUAGCGCACACUGCACCUUUACCACGGCUCAGAAGGCUGUUGGAAAAGACAAUUUCAUACUAAUUCCUGAGGGAACCAAUGGAGCAGAAGAGAGAAUGAGUGUUGUUUGGGACCGAGCUGUGGUGACUGGGAAGAUGGAUGAGAACCAGUUUGUUGCAGUCACCAGCACUAAUGCUGCCAAAAUCUUCAAUCUGUACCCAAGAAAAGGACGUAUUGCUGUGGGGUCUGAUGCAGAUUUGGUUAUCUGGGACCCAGACAGUGUGAGGACAAUCUCAGGCAAAACACACAACAGUGUUGUGGAGUACAAUAUCUUUGAAGGCAUGGAGUGCCGUGGAAGCCCUCUGGUGGUUAUAAGCCAAGGAAAAAUUGUACUUGAAGAUGGUAAUUUUCAUGCAACUGAAGGAUCCGGACGAUACAUUCCCAGGAAGCCAUUCCCAGACUACGUAUACAAGCGUAUCAAGGCCAGGAGCAGGCUUGCUGAGUUGCGGGGUGUCCCCCGUGGACUUUAUGAUGGUCCUGUCUGUGAAGUUUCUGUGACACCGAAAGCUGUCACACCCGCUUCCUCUGCCAAGACGUCACCAGCCAAACAACCAGCUCAGCCCGUUAGGAACUUGCACCAGUCUGGAUUCAGCCUGUCCGGUGCACAAGUUGAUGACAACAUUCCUCGCCGCACUACUCAACGUAUAGUGGCGCCCCCAGGUGGACGUGCCAACAUCACCAGCCUAGGCUAAACCUAGACUAUUUCUCCUGCCCCAGGAUUCCGUUCCUUUUUCAAGAGAAAUUAUUCCAAAAGGGUGUAUCUGAUUCCUGCCAUUUUAUAUUUCAGUGGAGUCUGGGCAGAAGCCUCUCUAGGAAGUAAAACAGACCAUAUUUUACAUGCGUAUAUUUGAACACAGUGACAUGUUGUUAGUCACAGAUGCAUACAGUCCUAUAUACAUGGAGAGUUGAACGUGUGUAUCUGCUUGUAUGUUAAUGUGUGUAAAUAAAUAUAUAUGUACAUAUAUUAAUAUACACACAUAUGAUCCCCUGAUGCCCUGGACACAUUUCAGAAUCCAAUGCGGUCUGUAUUUCCUAGCGCUCCUCUAUCCCCUCUUUAUAUCCAUAACCUAAUGGCUUUUCCGUUCUUCCUUCAUUUUUCAAAGCAGUGUCUACAGUGCUGUCCUGGAGCAGGUUUUUUUUACAGAAUAGGUACAUCGCAGUUGGGCCACAUAGGAAAUGUUAUAAGUAGAUUAGUAGGAUUAAAUCUUGGAUUUUGGGAGUAUGGUUAAAAGGAAGUAGAUAAAAUAUUACAAGAGGAAGGCACGUGAUUAGGGAGUAGCUUGUGGCUUAAAUAAUAACUGUAUCCAGGUCACGGUAUACUAAUGGUCGAGGUACAUAUUAUUUAGAUGCUAUACAGGUUAUUUAGAAAGUAUAUUUAAUAACAAACAUCACAGAUGGAAAACAAAAAGAUGAAUGUGCUCAGAUUUAAUCUGGAGAAAUUGACUUGGCAGAACACAAUUAGUCACUGGACAAGGUACAUGUUAUUUAGGUGCUAUACAGAUUAUUUAGAUAGUAUAUUUAAUAACAAACAUCACAGAUGAAAAAUAAAUAGAAGAAUGAACUCGGAUUUCAUCUGGAGAAAUUGACUUGGUAUAACACAACUGGUCACUGGUCUUCAUCAACUUUUUAUCUUCGUUAAUAUUCUAACUAUGCCAAUCACACACUAAAAACCUCAGUUUGGGAUAUUCUAUGUCCUUCUAAUUCUGCCUUGUUCUCUAUUGACUGUCUUUAUGUUUAGGAUAACACUUGUUCGAUAUCCCACAAAUAGAUCAGGUAAAUCAGUAAUGCUCCACUUCCAGCAGUAAGGACUUAAUUGAUGGUGUGUAUAAACACUGCUGUUCAGAGGUGUAGGAUUUUUAGAGGGGAUCGCUGUACUCAUAAGUUAGAUGUUCCUUUUAAACCCAUUGUGGGAUUUGUGGUUGUGUUGCUGAGUGCAGGAGAUGUUGUGCUAAUGCUAAUAAAUGUGUAUAGAAAGAAAAUGUGCUCUCUCCGAAGUCUUAAUUAGCAAAGAGAUAAGUCUUGUGUCUUCAACCUGUAAACACUUUGUGUUCUUAUUUCUUAUCACCGGAUCCACUAAUAAACUGUUGUGCUUUCAAA
Bombina bombina (fire-bellied toad) is the source of this 3614-nucleotide messenger RNA. RefSeq names its product dihydropyrimidinase like 2 (gene DPYSL2). The record is from RefSeq and is a predicted model, not a curated record. Gene Ontology annotation, cellular component: cytosol; cytoplasm. The transcript is spliced from 14 exons. Gene Ontology annotation, molecular function: hydrolase activity, acting on carbon-nitrogen (but not peptide) bonds, in cyclic amides. The coding region runs from base 206 to 2209 and encodes 667 amino acids. NCBI's taxonomy places the organism in Eukaryota, Metazoa, Chordata, Amphibia, Anura, Bombinatoridae.